GUAAAGACAGAAAGUGCACGUCAGAGUUAGCCGUAGAGAUGUGGGUUUUAUUUUUUUGUUAGGGGGUGGGGUUUGUUUGGGAUGAGGGUGGUGGAUUUUAGAGGGUUUUCUUCUCACUCUCAUCCACACCUCUAUCUUUGUGUUUCUCUCUCAUCAAACACACAGAAAAAGAGAGAGAGGAGAGAGAAAGGGGUUGUGUUUGUGUGCAGAAGAUGAUAUAUGGCUUUUCUUUUCUUUGUUCUUACAUGCAUGCUUAUAAUUGGAUUUUCUUGGUUUUAGCAAGCAAACAUAAACAUUCAAACUUGAAGGGGAAAUAGCUACUUGUUGCAGAAGGGUUUAUUAGUCUGGACUGGUUUCUCUCUCUCUCUCAAAUCUCUCUCGUUCUUGUUUAUGUAUCUUUGUUUUUUGUUUUUUCAAGAAGCCCAAAAGUUGUCUCCUGGGGUGCUGCCAAGGGAGGAAGGAGGCCGCUGAAGGUUUUUGUAAGAGUUCGAAACAAGAAACCUUUGAGCAACAAAAUUGAACUCUUUCUUUCCCCACUUCCACCACCACCUCAUUCUUCCACCUUCCUUUGUCCAUUUUUCACCUACUUUAAUUAGCCCUUUUCUAGGUCAGUGUAUUCUUGUCUUCAGAUCUCAAAAUAUCCUGUCUUAAACUCAACACCAACAACUUAAGAUCUAUCUUCUCAUCCCAUGAUGCAACAACAGUUGGAUUGUUUCUUGCUAAUUAUGUAUCACAUCACAUCCCCUCUGCUGCUAAAAACAAGCAAGAACUAGUGAUGAAAGGUUUAGCACUAAUUCAGACCGAAGAAAACAUGUCCAAUUUGACUUCUGCCUCUGGUGAAGCAAGUGUUUCUUCCAGUAACAGAAAUGACAACAGUGGUGGCAACAACAUGUAUCCUCCUCAGUAUUUCCCUCCAUUGAAUCAACCUCAGCCUCAGUCUCAACCAGUCAAGAAGAAGAGAAAUCAACCAGGCCAUCCAGACCCUGAUGCAGAAGUGAUAGCUUUGUCACCAAGAACACUCUUAGCAACAAACAGAUUUGUGUGUGAGAUUUGCAACAAAGGGUUCCAAAGGGAUCAGAAUCUGCAGCUGCAUAGAAGAGGGCACAAUCUGCCAUGGAAGCUGAAGCAGAGAAACAGCAAAGAGGUGAGGAAGAAAGUGUAUGUAUGCCCAGAAACAAGCUGUGUGCACCAUGAUCCAUCCAGGGCUCUGGGGGACCUCACAGGGAUCAAGAAACACUUUUGCAGAAAGCAUGGGGAGAAGAAGUGGAAAUGCGACAAAUGCUCAAAGAAGUAUGCUGUUCAAUCUGAUUGGAAAGCGCAUUCCAAGACUUGUGGCACCAGGGAGUAUAGAUGUGACUGUGGAACCCUUUUCUCAAGGAGGGAUAGCUUUAUCACGCACAGGGCUUUCUGUGAUGCUCUAGCAGAAGAAAGUGCAAGAUCAAUAACCGGAAACAACAACAACAUCCCACUUCAAUCUUCAGCAAUAUCUCAUCACAUAAACCUCCAACAAGUUCAAUCCCAGUUCAGUAAUAGUGCAAAUCAUGAACUCCCAUUUUCAGUCAAGAAAGAGCAGCAAAAUUUCUGCCUAAGGCCAGAGAUCCCACCAUGGCUAGCUUGCCCACCAACCAUGGUCCCACACCCUGGUCCACCAACACCCAUUGACCUCACUGCCCCAUCAUCAUCAUCCCUCUUCCAAGAUUUUCAACAAAAUCAAGAUUUCUCACAAAAUCAUGAUCAUCAUAAUCAGAAUGCAAACCCUAACCCUAGCAGUACUACUGCUACUAGCCUGGGGCCUACCACCCUACCCCCUUACCAC
Sesamum indicum (sesame) is the source of this 1816-nucleotide messenger RNA. Its product is annotated as protein indeterminate-domain 7. NCBI's taxonomy places the organism in Eukaryota, Viridiplantae, Streptophyta, Magnoliopsida, Lamiales, Pedaliaceae. Gene Ontology annotation, molecular function: DNA-binding transcription factor activity. Gene Ontology annotation, cellular component: nucleus. The record is from RefSeq and is a predicted model, not a curated record.